CGGAUGUAGUUGGCUAAGGAAAUUAGAGUUUUUGGUUGGUACAACUAGCAGGCUGUAAAAUCACGAAAUCUACCUCCAAUAAAUAAUGUUGAAGUUUAUUUGUGAAAUAUGUUAAACAAUCGAAUGGAUUUACAUGAUGGCAAAAUGUCGCAAGUUUGGAGAAAAUGACGAGGUGACUUGCUUAACAACAGUGGCUUGGACAUUUGUGAUAUGAUAAUCACAAAAGACAAGUGUGUAAAAUGGACUGAAGUAAUUAGUUGCUAACUAUUGAGAUGUGCUACUAGCUGUACAUAUAAAACAUAUAUGACCAAUAAGCACUUUAAGUUGUCUUUGCCUACAAAUCACCAAUCUACAUGAACAUCAUGUACUAAGAAAUAAGUUGUUACUGUUUGCAUGCUCUGUCGUCACUUUAAGGUCAAUUCACCUCCACAUACAUUUGUUUUGCUAACCACACAUAAACAGAGCUGAUCAUGUCACUAGUAGAGCAGUCCCAAAAGUGGUUCCCGACUCAUGUCCAAGCCACUGUUCUUCAAGCAACUGACCUACAAGCUAAGAGUAAGAAUGGCACCAACGAUGCCUACACUAUCAUUCAGCUGGGAAAGGAGAAGUACUCGACAUCUGUGGCAGAGAAAACACUCAGCCCAGUGUGGAGAGAAGAAGCCUCCUUUGAACUGCCAGGUCUGCUUCUGGAGGGCAACCCAGAAAUCUACGAACUAUGCCUCAUCGUGAUGCACAGGUCCCUGGUGGGGAUGGAUAAAUUCCUGGGCCAGAGUACCAUCAAUCUCAAUGAGAUUUUUGAUAACAAGGAGAGAAGGAAAACUGACUGGUACUCUUUGGACUCCAGGCCAGGGAAGAAGAGGAAGGAGAGAGGGAAGAUCCAGGUCAGCAUCCAGUUCAUGAGGAACAACAUGACGGCCAGCAUGUUCGACCUUUCCGUAAAGGACAAGCCCCGCUCGCCCUUCACUAAACUCAAGGACAAGCUGAAGGGUCGCAAGCACGAUGGUGGCUUCUCCGACACCUCCUCAGCCAUCCUGCCCCGCUCCGCCAUGUUUGACUCGGAGACCCUUCGCCAGCCCAGUGCUCCGGACCAUCAGCCCCAGCCAGAGCCCAAAAUCAAGAGACACUUACUGGCCGGCUCCCAUAAGCUCUCCGCUGCCCACUCCAUGUCCGACCUCAUUGGCACCCACUUCCGCCCCAAGCUGGACUCUAUGAACUCCAUCGAGGAGCUGGAGAAAGGGAGUGGUGCCGCCCCUCACAGGCGCUCCCAGAGUGAGGUGCGAGGCUACCAGAACACAGAGGAACACUGUGACCCUUUUACUGAUAUCAGCGAUGGCCUGCCGCAGAAGUACGCCACCCUUCCUCGCAACCGCAACCCAUUUGAGGUGGAGCAGGGCCAGCUGUGGGACCAAGGGGAGAAAAAGGAGAAGAAGGAGAAGGUCAGUCUACUUGAACGUGUGACCGGGAAGAAGGAGGGACGCAAGACCGACGGGGGGCGUUCGGGCAGCUCUGGAGACCUGCGCUCGCCCAAUCCCUUCAACAGCAACUCUCAGGGCGACAUCCAACCAACCAACCCCUUCAGCUCACACUACAAAGCAAGUGAUAAAAAGCCCACCAGCAAUGAAGACAUCCGAAAGGCGAGAGAGAAACAUGGCAAGAAAAAUGAGACAAAGCAGCCGAGCGUGGCCUCCUAUAGCAACUUGUCUUUUGACGAGGUGGUGCGUGAGCUCAUCAAGCAGAAGGAGGUGGUGAAAAAGAAGGACGCGCAUAUCCGUGAACUGGAAGACUACAUUGAUAACCUGCUGGUCCGCGUUAUGGAGGAUUCGCCGAGCAUCCUACGGACACCCUACGAGCCCAACAGGAAAGCGGGGAAAAUCUCAAAAAAGAAGUAGAGUCAAGGUAGAGAAAGGUCAAAAAUAGAGGCUUGUAAACAGUAAUGUCUCGUCCUAGCCAUUUUUUCUAAUGUAUUGUGGGUAUGGAACAAAAAAUGAAGAGAAGGGGGAUUGACCAAUGCCAAAUCAGUCGUUUUUGAUUUCUUUACAGUAACUGCAUUGAUACAGCUUAUACGUUUUUAUAGGUUUUGUAUGCUGUGAUUUGAGUUUACACCAGUUUCCCCAGCAGAAUAUUAUUGUGGAGUGAAGUACAUCCGAUGACAUAAAUAUUUGACUUGCAUUAUAACUAACCCCAUGGCUGUUCCAUUAUGAUAGGUAGACUAACCUCUGAAUCAGUUGCUCUAUGUUGAUCCACUCAUCCAUUUUAAUUGUAUACCUCCUGCUCUGUUGUUUGCAUGGCAUUCUUUUUGUUUUUCAAAUUCUGGUGAAUUGAAAGAAUGGGAAAUUACAUAAUGUAUCUCACAAAUUCAUCAGAAUACCUUAGCAGAAACCAGUGGGAUUCAAAUGAGCUAUCACUGUGUUGACUACGUUUUACCAUUUAUUAUGAGAUGAUGAAGAACAAACUAGUGGGGUUAUACCAUGCCUGACCGUUCCCCAAGGCCUUUAAUAGUGUAUCCAUGGCAUACACUAUUAAAGGCCUUGGGAAACGGUCAGGCAUGGUAUAGCCCCACUAGUGCACUUUCACACGUAACAUGAAAAUCCCAGACAGCUUCUGGAGCGGUUGUUUGAACAUAGAACCACCAAGCUAGAUUUGCGUUUAAACACUAAGGCUAUCUAGAUUUAAUUAAAUAUUUAAAGGAUGCACCUCUUCACCUCUCACAAAUCAGUUGUACUGAAAAAUUGCACGAUUUAGAUUAAAAAAAGAAUGUCCUCGAGCUUCUAGUAAAGAGAGAAACAACUUCUCUGAUUAUGACUAAACUUAUGCCUCUUUUAGCCUCUCCAAGAGGCUAAAAUCUCUUGAUUAGGUUGCUUUACUUUACUGACUUUAUUGUCCCCAUGGAAGUUUUGUUGCAGUGUCAUGUACACGUUUAAAGUAGCGUUUAAAUACAAAACAAAUUGACAAUACAACUUUCAUAGCAGUUGCAUACCAAUAAAAAGAGACUAGCCUACUGGCCUUACUGGGUCAAUAGGAACAUUAGCCCGAGCUAUUUAGGAGGGAUAUCACACCUGGCACAAAUGAUUGUCUAGUUCUGUUUUUCCCGCCGAGGGGUGCCCUAUACCUGCGCCCAGAAGGGAGUAGUUCAAAGUCGCUAGGUGUAGAACUAAGGUUACUAUACCCCAUUUAUAAUUGCUAACUGACUGGAGAAGUUUUGUUUAAAGCCCCGACGCUCAUUCUGAACGUUUAAAUGCAUCGCUUGCGGUACGGUUUUGUGAAACAUAAACAUAUCUUUCAUAUCAGUGAGAAAUAAUUUUCAAAAAACUCAAUGUUUAUAGGGUUAGGGUUCCCACACGGCCAUAUUUCCAUGUUGCAGUGCUUUUUUACGGAAAACAGAAGGAAGACAGAGGUGUACCUGUGCUAAUUAGAUAUCUACCUGUGAGUAAACGGAAGAUGGACGCCACAAAAGAGUUGUCACUGAAAAAUAUGUGUUAAAACACUGUACAGUAAGUGUAUAUUUUGCAUUUGUAAAAUUAUUUUGACGUGAUAAGGAAGAAGAGGGUUUUAUGUUUCUAGAACCGUACCAAAAUUGAAAAUCGAUUCACGUUUUGAAGAAGUAUUUGGCUGUUUUGGCUACCAGAGCUAAUUUGCUAACAGAACAUGUAAGGUCUUCGGACUAUAAGGAUUAACGUUAGUCCAUUAUUGAGGUACAGUUGCUAUAGUAUUUUAAUACAAGGGUCUACUUUUUUAUUUGAUUGCGUGCCUCACUUUUCAAACAAAAUGUAUCCAUUAAACAGUUAAUCAAAUGUAUAUGGCCUAAGUGUUAAAACGUAUCCAAACAAUUGUUAAAUAACCAAAAGGUCAUGGUCUAGGGGUGUGGAUGAGUGUAUCUGUGUGGGUGUGCGCGUGAAUAAGUGUGUGGUGCGGAGACUCGGUGCAGGUGGUCAGUCCAGAUCAAGUGUUCCGGAUAUUUUAAAUUUAACUAGGCAAGUCAGUUAAAAACAAAUUCUU
Molecule: messenger RNA, 3996 nt
Organism: Salvelinus namaycush (lake trout)
Lineage: Eukaryota; Metazoa; Chordata; Actinopteri; Salmoniformes; Salmonidae
Product: rab11 family-interacting protein 2-like
Exons: 6
Coding region: 471-1889 (472 amino acids)
Biological process (GO): regulated exocytosis
Cellular component (GO): phagocytic cup; endosome
Molecular function (GO): small GTPase binding
Source: RefSeq, a predicted model, not a curated record